AUGGUUAAAGCCCUAUUGGGCAAAGAGGGCUUUGACCCUUUGCAAAUCUUGGGCCAACUACGCCCUGGGCCAAUACCGAGCGCUAUCACCAAAAAGAGUGAUCGAGCUCGUGCUACUGACGUUUUGGUCGCGAAGGCAACCACCCUCGGCUAUUUCUCCCAAACUCUCAAUCUCCUACGUGAACGCUAUCCUGCUUCGCUCUCCGAUUCCAAGCGUACCGUCAAGAUUCGCGAUAAGAUGGGAAGUGCAAUUGAAGAGCGCAAUCUGCGCUCUAAUUUGCGCAGAGAAAUGACGCCACAAGAUCCACUGUCAACAACCUAUGCGUGCUAG
Molecule: messenger RNA, 330 nt
Organism: Phytophthora nicotianae INRA-310
Lineage: Eukaryota; Oomycota; Peronosporomycetes; Peronosporales; Peronosporaceae
Exons: 2
Coding region: 1-330 (109 amino acids)
Source: RefSeq, a predicted model, not a curated record